Messenger RNA from Chinchilla lanigera (long-tailed chinchilla), 2501 nucleotides. It is a transcript of the gene Dcp1b, whose product is annotated as decapping mRNA 1B. Gene Ontology annotation, molecular function: mRNA binding; enzyme activator activity. The transcript has 9 exons. Gene Ontology annotation, biological process: positive regulation of catalytic activity; deadenylation-independent decapping of nuclear-transcribed mRNA; deadenylation-dependent decapping of nuclear-transcribed mRNA. The record is from RefSeq and is a predicted model, not a curated record. Lineage: Eukaryota; Metazoa; Chordata; Mammalia; Rodentia; Chinchillidae. The coding region runs from base 594 to 2357 and encodes 587 amino acids. Gene Ontology annotation, cellular component: P-body.
UCAAGUGACAUUUGGGUCUGGCUGGGAUUUUUUUGGUUUUUGUUUUUCUUUAGAGUAUCUGGCAGUGAGGAACACACUGAUCACUGGAGCCCUUGGUGCCCCGCCUCGGUUCAGACUAAGACAUAGCGCUUUUACUCACCAUUGUUUUUCCAUCAUUGAUGAAAAAAGUCAACGUAAACAAAUCAAAUAAGUCUGCCUUGUUAGGAUAAUUGUUUAAACCUUGCAGAUCCCCCGAAAGAGUCCCUAGGAAUCAUCCCUCCCCGAGGCGGGUGUUAGGGACACCUUGAGAACCACUGCGCGUUAGCACAUUAAGAAAUCACAGAUCUUUCUUUUCAGCGUUAUUAAUGCUUGAGGCUUAUUUAUUAAAGAUUUGAUCACUGAAACGCCAAAAACGAUACAUGCCAAGGCGUCGAACACAUCCAAGGGGAAAGCCUAUUGCGCUCUAAAGCUCAUACAGCUCUAAAGCUCAUGCAGAAAGAAAAUAAUUUGGGGUGGGGAGGAGAAAGAAAGAAAACGGGAUUUAGAAGGCCGGCCGGGGCUUGUCGUUACCAGUGGCAACGAUCCUCAGCGAGAGAUGCGAACAUCGACUAGUGAUGCCUUGCCUUGACCAGCGAGGGGAGAGGGCGGGGCGGAUGGAGCCGGAAGACCUCUUUGGGCCUGUGGUCGCCGGGGUUUUCAUUUGCGAGGCCGCUCGCUCGUUCUGCGAUCUAUUGAGAGUGUCUUCUGGAGCCCGUGAGGAGAAGACUGAUGUGGAAGGAACCUUGUUUGUUUAUACGAGGUCUGCUUCUCCAGAACACGGAUUCACCAUUAUGAAUAGGCUGAGCAUGGAAAAUAGAACAGAACCCAUUACUAAAGACCUGGAUUUCCAACUCCAGGAUCCUUUCCUUCUCUACAGAAAUGCCAGAUUGUCCAUUUAUGGAAUCUGGUUUUAUGAUAAGGAAGAAUGCCAAAGAAUUGCAGAGCUUAUGAAAAACCUAACUCAGUAUGAACAGUUGAAAGCCCAUCAGGGUGCUGGGACAGGAAUCUCCCCAAUGAUCCUCAAUUCAGGAGAGGGCAAAGAAGUGGAUAUCUUACAAAUGCUCACCAAGGCCAAAGAUGAAUAUACAAAGUGUAAAACCUGCUCUGAGCCAAAGCAGAUAACCAGUUCAUCUGCCAUCUAUGACAACCCUAAUCUCAUCAAACCAAUCCCAGUGAAGCCCAGGGGCAGCCAGCAGCAACACAUACCUCCUGGCAAGACUUCAGAUCCUGAACCCCAACACUUAUCCCUGAUAACCCUGUUUGGAAAGCAAAACAAAGCUACCAACCAGGAAACUGUGGAUCCCCAGCAGCAGCGAGAGAAGCUUCCAGUCCGGCAGGGCAUCGUGCGCUCCCUCUCCUACGAGGAGCCCAGAAGGCUCUCGCCCCCUGUGGAGAAGCAGCUGUGUCCAGCCAUUCAGAAACUCAUGGUCAGGAGUGUGGACCUGCAGCCGCUGUCAGAGCUGCCUGAACAGCGGCCCUGUGAGAAUGGCGGCGCCCAUCCUGCAGGGGAAGUUGCUGCUGUACUCACCCAGCAAGAGUCUCCCCAUAACAUCGGAACUAUGCAUGCUGGACACAGUGCUUCUGGGACCCAGAACUUGUUAGAGAAGCUCCAGAGUGCCCCGGAACCAGCAGCCAAGCAUGAUGCCAGCACACCUGCACCCACCAAUCUGGCUGCCCCUGGUACCCACAGAGCCCUCUCUGCUGCUGCCCCUGUGGCUGCAGUUCAGGGUCUGGCCCAGCCGCAGCUGGUAUAUUUCAGUAGCUCUCUUGCACCUCAGAUGCUAGGACAUGAGGCUCACAGUAAGGGACAGUACACAUUGCCGAGACAAACGCUGCCUCUGGUUGGCAAUCAGACAAGCAGCCCUGGGGUGGUCUCCCCUCAGGAGCUGCUAAGCAGGCUCCAGGUGGUGCAGCAGGAGCAGCAGCUGCAGGCAGCUCCCCGGCCAGCCCUGGCAGCCAAGUUCCCUGCCGUGACCCAGAGCUGCAGGGCAGGGAAACCCUUGGAGUCCUGGAUCAGCAACACAUCCAGCACAGAGAAGCAGGCUCCUCUUCUGCAGGUCAUCUCGCCUCAGCACGUCCCAGCUACAGUGGCUCCUUCCGUGCUCAUGUCCCCCAUGAUAUUCACGCAAGCCACCUGUGCCCCACCAAGGGAGAGAGAUGGCGGGCUGCUGCCCCUGCAGAGCCCAGAGCCCUCCGUGGUCGCCAGCAGCCCACUCACCAGGCCACAACUCCAGGAAGCACUGCUGUACCUCAUCCAGAAUGACGACAAUUUCCUAAAUAUCAUCUACGAAGCCUAUUUCUUCAGCAUGACACAACCAGCCAUGAAAAAGACUAUGUGAAAGCAAAUCCUUUGAAAAGAUGAUUUUCAGGGUCCUUACAGAUCUCCUGCAUGAGGCUCUUUCAUGUGAAGUGGUAUGGCCUAAAAUGUUUCUUCCUUUUUAAAAAAAAUAUUGUAAUAAAAAAUCAGAUGUUUUUGUAUAGCC